This is a messenger RNA of Sorghum bicolor (sorghum), 1541 nucleotides long. Its product is annotated as cationic peroxidase SPC4-like. The transcript has a single exon. Gene Ontology annotation, biological process: response to oxidative stress; hydrogen peroxide catabolic process. The record is from RefSeq and is a predicted model, not a curated record. Bases 208 to 1251 code for a protein of 347 amino acids. Gene Ontology annotation, molecular function: peroxidase activity; heme binding. Lineage: Eukaryota; Viridiplantae; Streptophyta; Magnoliopsida; Poales; Poaceae.
UUAUUACCCAUGGUUGUCUGAUCGACUAAGCCAGCGGCAUGGCCAUGGCUGCAGCUGAUGAACUGGCUAUAAAUAUCAUCAGCUGCUGGCUUAAUUCAGUGCACCACCAGCAAAGGGGUUUGUAGUAUCUGCUUAAUUAGCCCGGCCUUCUAGUGGUAGACUAGUAGUAGCAAGUAGCAACACGACGCGCGCGGCCGGCCGGCGAGAAUGAUGAGCGGCAGCCGUGUAUUAUUCGUCGUGGCCGCCGCCGUGGGCGUGCUGCUCGCCGCCGCUGCCGUCUCCUCGAGGCCCGUCGUCGUGCCUCUGGCUACUGGCCGCCCUGGUGCCGGCGGUAACGACGAGCUGUCGGUGUACUUCCACGUGGAGUCGUGCCCGCAGCUGGAGACGAUCGUGCGGUCCGCCGUGGACGCGGCGCUCCAGCAGAACGUGCGGCUGACGGCGGGGCUCCUCCGUGUGUUCUUCCACGACUGCUUCCCGCAGGGUUGCGACGCGUCGAUCCUGCUGGACAACGGCGAGCGCGGCCUCCCGCCCAACGUCGGUCUGCAGCAGGAGGCCGUGCAGCUGGUGGAGGACAUCCGCGCCAAGGUGCACGCGGCGUGCGGGCCCACGGUGUCGUGCGCCGACAUCACCGUGCUGGCCACCCGCGACGCCGUGAGCCUGUCCGGCGGGCCCUCCUUCACGGUGCCGCUGGGGCGGCUCGACAGCGUGGCGCCGGCGUCCAGCAACGACGUGUUCACGCUGCCGCCGCCGACGUCGACCGUGGACGCGCUGCUGUCGGCGUUCGCCAGCAAGAACCUGUCGGACCCGGCGGACCUGGUGGCGCUGUCGGGCGCGCACACGGUGGGGAAGGCGCGGUGCAGCUCGUUCGGCGACGUGGCGGGGCCGGCCACCGACGACAUCACCCGGUGCGUGACGGCCACGUGCUCCGCGGCCGGCGCCGGCGACACGCUGCGGGAUCUGGACUUCCUGACGCCGGCGGUGUUCGACAACCUCUACUUCAUCGAGCUGACGCUGAAGAAGAACAAGGGGGUGAUGCUGCCGUCGGACCAGGGCCUGGCCACGGACCCGCGCACCAGCUGGCUCGUCCAGGGCUUCGCCGACAACCACUGGUGGUUCUUCGACCAGUUCGGGACCUCCAUGGUCAAGAUGAGCCAGCUCAAGGGACCGCAGGGGAACGUCGGCGAGAUCCGCCGGAACUGCUUACGCCCAAACACCAACAGCGAUGUCGAUAUCGCCGCCGCCACUGCUUGAGUGCUCCGACCGACCUCGGAUCCAUCCACCGCCAGUGUCAGUGUCACUAGUCCUAACAACAAUAAAUAAAAAAACAACGCCCGUGCCGUGAGCGCGGGCACGUGGCUGUCCACUUGUAGCAGUCACCACCAUGUCGGCGUCCGUCCACGUCGCACUGCCGAUUUUUGUUCAGGCUCAGAUCUGAUCUGAUUAGAUCCUGCGCGCCGCGCUGUUAUUUAUUAUAAGCAAUAUAUAGUGUUUCAUUACAUGGCAUCUGUUUGAUGAGUUUCAUAUUCUUAAAAAACUAUUUU